Messenger RNA from Wyeomyia smithii (pitcher-plant mosquito), 594 nucleotides. RefSeq names its product adenosine 5'-monophosphoramidase HINT1 (gene HINT1). The transcript is spliced from 2 exons. The record is from RefSeq and is a predicted model, not a curated record. Gene Ontology annotation, molecular function: hydrolase activity. Lineage: Eukaryota; Metazoa; Arthropoda; Insecta; Diptera; Culicidae. Bases 135 to 521 code for a protein of 128 amino acids. Gene Ontology annotation, biological process: purine ribonucleotide catabolic process. Gene Ontology annotation, cellular component: cytoplasm; nucleus.
GCAUCUCUGGUGUAGACCGGCUGUCAUUAUUUUUGUUUAAUUAUUGCUAUUAUUGCAGAAAACUGAGAAAACUCGUGAUUUUUAUCGGAACAAUAUUAUCCUAAAGCGAAAUAAUAACUGAUACGGUGAUAUAAAUGGCAGAUGAGGUGGCAAAGGCCCAAGCGGCCAGCACCACAAGCGAGGAGGAUACAAUCUUCGGGAAGAUUUUACGCAAGGAAAUCCCCUGCACUUUUAUCUAUGAAGAUGACAAGUGCGUUGCAUUUCAUGAUGUAAAUCCUCAAGCUCCAACCCAUUUCUUGGUGAUUCCUAGAAAACCGAUUGCGCAACUUUCGAAGGCAGCUGAAGAGGAUGUAGCUCUGCUGGGCCAUUUGAUGUUAGUCGGUAAAAAGGUUGCCGCUGAACAAGGACUAGGUGACGGUUUUCGUGUCGUAAUCAACGAUGGACGCAACGGAGCACAGUCGGUUUAUCAUUUACAUUUGCAUUUCUUGGGAGGUCGGCAGAUGAAAUGGCCACCGGGUUAAAAUUCAAGUUGUCAAAGCAGGGAUAAACAUUUCAAAUGAAUAAUAAAAGUGGUUAAAAGUUGCUUGCAAUAUA